UCACAUCGUUCACUCCCUCUCGAGAAAUCUCCAAACCUUGCUAGCAACAUGACCACCGCUCAUAGGCCAACUUUUGACCCCGCUAGAGGUAAGGAAGCCGCGCGCGGCCCUGCCUAUCACCAGCGCCUUCUUCCCGCUCACACGUAUCUCAAACUAAGGCAGACGGGGCAAGGAGGCGAUGCGGACAAGCACAACCAACGUGAUCUCCGGGCGGAGCUUCUCGAGGCCGAACGUAGAUAUUAUGCGAAGAAGAAUGGCACUCCGCUACCGCCACUUGAGGCGAAUUCCACCACAGAUGGUGCCUCGGGCGAGAAACGCUUACAUGAGGCGCUCGAAGAAGACUUAAGUGACUCAGAAGAAGCUAGGGAGAAGCGGAGGCGCAUAGCAGUCAUCGAACAAUAUUACGAAGUCGAUAAGAGCGACAGCGAGAGUAGUGAGAGCAGUGAAAGUGAGGAUGAAGAGGAGGAGACAACUGCUCUCAUGCGUGAGCUCGAAAAGAUCAAGAAGGAGCGCGCCGAGAAGAAGGCGAAGGAGGAUGCCGAACGUGCAGAGAAAGAGCAAGAAGACCGCGAAAUAAACAUUGCGAAAGGCAAUCCACUCCUAAACCCACAUGACUUCACCAUGAAGCGACGUUGGGAUGAUGAUGUCGUGUUCAAAAACCAAGCUCGUGGCACCGAAGACAAGAAGAAUAAACGGAAAGAAUAUGUCAACGACAUGCUGCGUUCGGACUUUCAUAAGAAGUUCAUGGCUCGGUAUAUGAAGUGAAUUCAAAUAUGCUUUGAACUCCAUUUCACAUCUUAGAUUCACAGAAAGAGCCCGUUGAUGGCAAGAUAUUCCAUGAACGCGCCAAAUUUUCGAUCAAAGUACCCCACCUAGCGUGCACUAUGCCACGCUCUUAGAGUGUACUUCGAGUGAGAGGACUGCGGCCGAUAUGGGAGGCUAAAGAUCUGCGGUAGGGUAGAUUUUCCCGAUGAUAUCAAUCCCGAAUAAUGGCAUUCUCACCCUGCAUCUCUGGCGUAGGUGGUACCUUGGUGUUAGGGAUUUUUUCGACCUCAAGUGGUUUGAACUGGAUAACGUGGGAUACCCCAGAGUUUAGAGGGGUGGGAGAAUGAGUGGCGCAGGUAAGGUCUUAUCUCGAUCAGCAACACUUAACCCGUUGGGGCUCAAACCCC
Lindgomyces ingoldianus is the source of this 1172-nucleotide messenger RNA. Its product is annotated as Cwf15/Cwc15 cell cycle control protein. Bases 49 to 765 code for a protein of 238 amino acids. Gene Ontology annotation, biological process: mRNA cis splicing, via spliceosome. The transcript is spliced from 6 exons. Gene Ontology annotation, cellular component: catalytic step 2 spliceosome. Lineage: Eukaryota; Fungi; Ascomycota; Dothideomycetes; Pleosporales; Lindgomycetaceae. The record is from RefSeq and is a predicted model, not a curated record. Gene Ontology annotation, molecular function: RNA binding.